CACGAAAAUUCUGUCGAACCAAUGAGUACCUGAAAUCUGAGUCACAAAGAAAAUCUGACAGUGAUCCCACUGAAAUGAAAUUACAAUUGGAAUUGAGUGAACAAGAAGCUUCAAUUCUUUGGAAAAAGAUUGAAGAACUCGAAGGAGAAAAUGGAGAUCUGAAGGACGAAAUUAAACAAAUUUCAGGAGGAACCUUAGCCAAAACAGCAACAAAAAGGUUAUUAUUGAAUAGUAGAAAAACUGAGGAGACUACAUUACUUGAUUCGAAGAGAAAGAUUUCAGAAAAAAAAAGUGAUAACAGCAGUGCAAAAUCCAAAGAUAAGGAAUAUUGUAGGAGAAAACAAGGUGAAGAAAUGAAAGGAAACUCUGGAAGAAAAGCUAUUUUGUCACAAGAUUUGGACCAACAGAAUUCUGAUCUUCGUAGACUCCACGAGACUCCUCUCUGCAUUGAAGAUUCAUCAUUAGAUAAUGAAUAUUCAAAAUUCUACUCAGGAAAUGAAUCAGUUGGUCAUAAUAUCACAGAAUCCCAUAGAAAUUACCAAAAAUAUGUGGACCAAAUUGCUUUUUUGGAAAGUGAACUGGUGAAGAAGGAUGAAAUCAUCAAACAAUUUGAAGAGGAAAAUAAAAUUGGUGCGACUGAAGAACUCGAAGACGAUAUUGAAUCUAAUAAGAUUUCAAAAAAGAUUACACUGGCAACGAAGGCUCGGAAGAAAGUUAUGAUUACGGAUUUGGAAAAAGAAAUCGGUGAAUUGAUUCUUGCUUUGAGAGUAAGUGAAAACAUGAAGGAAAAACUACAGGAAGAAUUCAAUUCCGAAGUAAAAAAAACAAAGAAAGAAUUUGAAACCCUGAAUGGAGAAUAUAAGUUCACUAAAGAUGAGCUGGAUAAAGAAAAAACAAAAUACUCCGAAAUGUGUAAGAUCAAUGCAGAAAUAAAAUCCAGUUCAGAUCAAAUGAAAGAGUGUUUGACAAAGGCUGCUAAUGAAAAAUCGCAACUAGAAAUGGAAAUCCAAAAACUAAAUGAAGAAAAUGGAAAAAUAUACUAUGAAAAAAACAUUUUGAACGACAAAAUAUGCGAAUUGCAGGCCACAUUAACCCUCCAGGAAAAUGAGAUCAAUUCUAUGAAUCAAGAAUCGAAUGCCCUGAGGAUUUCUUUGGCUGAUAAGGAAAAAGAAAUCGAAAGAUUGAAGGCAGCCCUUAUUGAAAUUACUGAACAG
This is a messenger RNA of Leptinotarsa decemlineata (Colorado potato beetle), 1214 nucleotides long. RefSeq names its product protein Hook homolog 2-like. The record is from RefSeq and is a predicted model, not a curated record. Lineage: Eukaryota; Metazoa; Arthropoda; Insecta; Coleoptera; Chrysomelidae.